AUGCUGAGAGAUACAACCAUCUUACCAUUCACUGAUUUGAAUGACAAGCAAGUCUCACCAAAUCAUGAUCUAACAACUGAAGUUCCACAAAAUCCACCAGAAAAUAUGCAGAUAGAUCAACAAGAACAACAGCCUCACAACUCAGAACUGAGAAGGUCACAAAGAACUAAAAGACCUGCUCUAUCAAAUGAUUAUUAUGCCAUUCAAAGUGACAACUGUGAUAAGUGGAUAGAGGCAGUGGAGUCUGAACUCCAAUCAAUAAGCAAGAACGAUGUAUGGAAGCUUGUUGAUUUACCUCAAGGAUGUAAACCAAUAGGAUGCAAGUGGGUUUACAAGACCAAAAGAAACACAAAGGGACAAAUAGACAGAUACAAGGCACAACUAGUAGCAAAAGGGUUCACACAACAAGAAGGAGUGGAUUACAAUGAAACUUUCUCACCUGUGUCAACCAAGGAUUCCUUAAGGGUUAUAAUGGCAUUAGUGGCACAUUUUGAUCUUCACCUUCAUCAAAUGGAUGUUCAAACUACAUUUUGA
Molecule: messenger RNA, 534 nt
Organism: Prunus armeniaca (apricot)
Lineage: Eukaryota; Viridiplantae; Streptophyta; Magnoliopsida; Rosales; Rosaceae
Source: the annotation of a GenBank genome assembly